Pyrus x bretschneideri (Chinese white pear) is the source of this 1616-nucleotide messenger RNA. RefSeq names its product transcription initiation factor TFIID subunit 15-like. Gene Ontology annotation, cellular component: cytoplasm. The transcript has 4 exons. The record is from RefSeq and is a predicted model, not a curated record. Gene Ontology annotation, molecular function: mRNA binding. Lineage: Eukaryota; Viridiplantae; Streptophyta; Magnoliopsida; Rosales; Rosaceae. The coding region runs from base 662 to 1339 and encodes 225 amino acids.
UCAUUCUCUUUUUCUUCCUUCAGUUUUCUCUGAUUUCAUUUAUCAAGAUUGCUAAUUGAAGAAUACAAAAAAGUAGUACACGGCCCUCCAUUUAUUCCCUUUUUCUGUGGCCUAACCUUGUAUAUAAGCACACUCCCUGCAUGGCAUGGCUCAUUAAUUACUUCACCAUUCCACUCUUUGUCUCCAAAAUAUCCGAUUCUGAAGACCAUUACAAUUUUCUUAAGGUUACUUCGCUCCUAGUUUUUCAAUUCUCUUUCUUCUUUUAACUUUUGCAUAUGCUCUAAUUUCUAUAUAUCCCUUCAUGGCCUUGAAGGCACCUUCAUAUGAAUGCUAGCUAGCUCUCGAGUUCCUUUUCACCUAGCUAGCUUAGGGUAUAUAAACCCCACACAAGCUAUCUAUAAUUUCUGAACCUUUCUUCUUAAUUAGCUUCUUAUUUUCGACUUUUAUUUUGGAAAGCAUGGAGAAGCACACAUUUUUUUUCACGCACAGUCCUGUUUAUUUUAGUCUUUGAAUUGAACAAGUUGACAUAUAAAAACAAAAAACAAACAGGACAUGGAGAUAAAAGAAGCGUGCGGAAAUUAUUUUCUUUAAUUUAUAUUUUGUCAAUAAUUCGGUGAACUUUAGUUUAGUAUGAGCAACUUACUUUUGAUACUAAACUUAGAUGGGUCUCAUUUUUAUUAGGGUUUCAAACUCUAAACUAGCUUACUUCUACUCAUGCCUUAUCUACCCUAAUUAUUGGGCUAAACCUAGUGUGGCUUGUCUGAAAUUAGUUUCACAUAGCCUCCUCUCUAGCUUACUAACUUCCACGAAUAGAAAAAUAAAAGGCCAAAACAUGAGCCGACCAGGAGAUUGGAACUGCAGGUCAUGCCAGCACCUCAACUUCCAGAGGCGUGACUCAUGCCAACGUUGUGGAGAUGCCAAGUCCGGCGUAGACUUCGGGGGCUUCGGUGGAAGAGGAGGAGGAUCCUCGUCUGGGUUCAUGACUACCGGUUCAGAUGUUCGACCUGGUGACUGGUACUGCGCUGCUGGCAACUGUGGAGCCCACAAUUUUGCAAGCCGUUCCAGCUGCUUCAAAUGUGGUACUUUCAAGGAUGAUUCUGCCGCUGGCGGUGGUUGUGGAUUUGACUCUGACCUGCCACGCUCCCGGGGUUUUGGGUUAGGACUUGGAGGUGGUGGUGGCAUUGGCGGAGCAGGUGGUGGCGGCAUUGGCGGAACAGGUGGUGGUCGACCUGGAUGGAAAUCUGGAGAUUGGAUUUGUACCAGGUUGGGGUGCAACGAGCACAACUUUGCUAGCAGAAUGGAAUGCUUUAGAUGCAAUGCCCCAAGAGACUCAUACUAGCUAGCUGUCUUAUCCAAUUUUGGGCAUAUUUUCUAAUGAGCAAGAGAGAUGAUAUAUGAUCGUCACCAGUUUUUUUGCCAUUGUUUCUGAGGUUCUAGCUAGGGUUUUACAUAUAUGCAUGGCAUUCUGUUAGCCAGGAUUUCCCAUAAAAAUUAAAUCAAUGUACUUUGGUGCUUCUCUUUAAUUUAUCCAUUGCUGUCAUUUGUUACGUUUAUUUCAUCUACUGUACUAUUCCUGGUUUCUGAAUGAAUGAAUGAUAUGAUUCCUUGUUUUUUUU